Molecule: messenger RNA, 2516 nt
Organism: Helicoverpa armigera (cotton bollworm)
Lineage: Eukaryota; Metazoa; Arthropoda; Insecta; Lepidoptera; Noctuidae
Product: circadian clock-controlled protein daywake
Exons: 5
Coding region: 273-1028 (251 amino acids)
Source: RefSeq, a predicted model, not a curated record
CAAUAUCCCAGAAUACGGUCGCAAGCGCACGCAGCCUGGCGCAUUCACGUCGCGAACAUUUUGUGGAACAGAUUAGUGGCUAGCGUUCCGUGAAAAUCAGGCUUCACAUUGGCAAAGAGCUACUGGAAUUUAUGCAACAGAUAUAAGAAAGAACCUGUUUCUAUUUACAUAAGCGAACUGCGAAGACACGAGGGUCAGCCAGUUAGUGUGCUCCUGGUUUUUGUGGUCUUCGCAGUUUUGCCGCUAACGCGUUUUUGAUUGGAAGUGAUACUAUGUGUGAUAGUAAAUAUGUUCUGGUUUUCACUCUGGUGUCGGCGGCGUCUUUCGUCAGCGUAUAUUCAGCGAAGUUCGCACCGGACUUCAUCCACCCUUGCAACAACACAGAGCCAGCGUGUCUCAUAAAAGCGACGCAGGAUGCAAUACCACAGUUCUCCAAGGGUCUACCACAUCUGGGAGUACCACCUCUAGACCCGUUUGUCAUAGAUGAGCUGCCCAUACAGCUGCCGGGCAUCAAGGUGACGUUCUACGAUGGAAAGGCGACAGGACUUCGAAAAUGUCAAGUUUUGAAUGUUGAAGCAUAUUUGGAAAAGAAUAUAUUCAAUUUGGAUGUGCGGUGUAACAUCACGAUCAAGGGCAAGUACACAGCAGUUGGAAGACUUCUGCUGUUCCCUAUCAACGGAGAAGGAGACUCUAAGAUCAAAAUUUUGAACUCGAUCAUCAAGCUGAACAUCAAUACGAAGUACUUCAAGGAUGCUGAUGGACGGGAUCACUUUGGUAUCAAGAGCUAUAAGUACACGUUUGAUUACGGAGAGAGAAUUAUCUACACCAUCAACAAUCUUUUCAAAGGGAAUCCUGAAUUAAGUAACACAGUGCUACAGUUCCUGAACGAAAAUUGGCGGAUAGUUACUGAAGAGUUCGGUCAACCAGUGGUAGACUACGCGAUCAAUGUCACUGUUAGCACGGCAAAGAAGUUCUUUGAUGCUGUACCUUAUGAUGAGUUGCUUUAUGUGCCUAUACCUAAGUAUUAGUAAGGACAAAAUACGAUACAAAGUCAUAUGACUUUAACUUUUGGAGCGACUAAGGUUGCUUAAUUAACUUCUUGUGAAAUUGUCUUUUAAAUUUUGGGCUAUGAUUCGUAAGAAAUUAAAUAAAACACUGUUUUACUCAGUUUUUAUUUAAUAUUUAAGAUUAGAAACUGGGCCCCGAUUCUCCUAAGUUAAUAAUGUCAAAAUCGAAUAGAAAUCGAAUCGCGAUAUGAUCGCAAUAGCAGUUUUAACCAUAUCGGGCAUUCUGCUACUAAUAUAAGACCAAUCGUAUUCCAACGACAUUCGAUUGGUUUGCGAUUGGUCUGCCAUUUUGGUGAUUUUGGCCUAUACGGUAGUUUGCUCUACAAUCAUAUUGCAAUCGUAAUUCAUUUGCAGACAAAAUGAUUCAUAAUUGAAUGACAGAAAAGGAUAAAAACGUUUAUUUCAAAGAAAAAAUAGCGGAAUGCCACAUACGCUUCAAUCGUAAUCGAGUCGGGAUUGGAUCGUAGUCGAACGUGAAUCGUAUGUUGCUUAAGUAAAAUUAGGAGAAUCGGGCCCCUGAUACAAAAAUGAAUCGAGAUAUAUAUUUUUAAUCUACCCCCCAAAAUGGAGUGAGUUCUAAAUUCGUAAGUUUUUUAUUUGUUUUUCUUCAGGCAACUAUUUUUGCAUUGUAUAAAAUGUAAAUUCAGUGUAAGUAAUUAAUUAAUUUUAUUGUAAAUAGUUAUUUUUAAGCUUUAAAUAAACCUGACCAAACACUUUAAUAAAAAUUAUGACAUUCAUAUCAUAGUGCAUAUCAACUUUUGUAUGCUAUUAACGGAACAUCUAUUAUUAAACACAAUAAUUAACAAUAAUUAGUAAUAUAUCAUAGAGUCAUAAAAAACUUCCUGAUAUUCCAGAUUUAUAGUUUUGACAUUUAAACCGAAUUAAAAACAGGACUGACUAGUGUCAAAUUGAAUAAAUUAAUUGAUCUAUGGUAACCUGUGCAUAAUAUCUCUAUCUUAAUACCAAAUAUAUAAUAAAAACUAUAAUCAAAUGAUGCAUAAAACUAAUGCGCAAAAGAUGCAUAAAGCUUUAAAAUUAAUAAUGUUUCUAUUUAUAACUUGUUAGGUAUUUGCAAAGUAUAUUGAAUUUUGUAAGUGUUAUUUUUAGCCACCUGUAUAAAGUACCUUUAGAUUUAAAAGUAUAUGGAGAACUUAUAUUUACGAAUAAGGUACCUACCUAUUGUCUUCAACAUUUGCCUAAAAAUAUAACUUCUCUUCCCAUAAUAAACUAGGUCAGUAUUUUGGAAAAAUCGCACGCAUAAUCCAGCCACUUAUUUCUUCAAUCUUGUGAUUGCUUAAUAAAGCUACAGACUUAAAGCAUUUGAUUGGUUAAAUCGAAUUUUAAACCAAAAUAAACGCUCGUGUCUUUUUCUGGAAUACAGACUUUAACGAUCAAAAUUCUGACGACAAAUAUCGAAUUUACUUUUUUUUGUAUGUAACAAUUUUCGAA